AGAUUUUUCUUCCAUUCACGCCCAGACUCCAUUUUUUUUUUUUUGGAUUAAAGUCUGUGAUGUAGAAAGAAAACUGAACCCUUCUCAACUGCAACCCACCACAAGCUUUCUUAAUCGACACAAUUAGCCAUCCAGCCAGAUAACCAUUUCUAAUUUCUCCAAAACUACCAUAUCGCAUUAAUUUCUUGGUAAUAGACCGUAUAGCUGUCAGCUUGCAGUGUCUGGAUGGGCAAAACGUGGAGAUAAAUCAAUGACCCAAUUUUGGUUAUGAUAAUUGGAUGCCUGUCAAUUUUAAUAGAACACACAGGUUUUCCAGUGAAAUGGGGAAAGCAAAUGGUGCUGUUCAAAAAGAGGAGGAAAGAAAUACUCUCAUGAGGAAGAAAGAUGCACCCUUGUUUGCUUGGCCAUGGGAGAACCUGGGAAAUUUCAAGUAUUUGUUAUGUGGACCAUUGAUUGCAAAAUUCAUAUAUUCUCUGGUUUGGAAAGAGAGCUGGGAGGAUAUUUGGUGCUUACAUAUUCUUGUUCUCACUGGGCUGAGAGGCCUUGUUCAUCAGUUAUGGAGUUCUUACAGUAAUAUGCUAUUCCUUAACCGGGCAAAAAGGGUGUCUCAACCAGGCAUAGAUUUUGAACAAAUCGACAAGGAAUGGCAUUGGGACAAUUUCCUAAUACUUCAAGCUAUUUUGGCUUCAUUUGCCUAUUUGAGCUUCCCUUCCUUGGCUAAUCUCCCUACCUGGGAAUUUAAAGGGGUUGUUUACUGUCUCGCUUUGCAUAUUGGAUUCUCAGAGCCGCUUUACUAUUUGAUGCAUAGAUUAUUGCAUAGCUCCGAUCUGUAUCCACUUUAUCAUUGGCUACACCAUGAUUCUAAAGUUCCGCAUCCAUUUACAGCGGGCAGUGCAGCGUUUCUGGAACAUCUGUUACUGUGUGUAAUUGUAGGAAUUCCAACACUGGGAACCGCGUUUCUUGGACAUGGUUCGAUAAUCGUUAUCUACACUUAUAUUUUGGCAUUUGAUUUUCUUAGAUGUUUGGGGUAUAGCAAUGUUGAAAUCAUGCCUAAUCACCUCUUCAAGAGUAUUCCAGUUCUCAAGUACCUUAUUUAUAGCCCAACGUACUACGGUCUGCACCAUAUGGAUAAAAGGACUAAUUUUUGCCUCUUUAUGCCUCUCUAUGAUAUGCUCGGGAAGACAAUAAAUACCGGUUCUUGGGACCUUCAGGCAGAGAUAAGUUCAAGGACUAAUGAGAAGGCACCUGAUUUCGUGUUUCUUGCACAUGUUGUUGACGUCAUGUCAGCAAUGCACUCUCCAUUUGUUUUUCGAUCAUUCAGCUCAGUGCCUUUCAGUACAAAGCUCUUCUUGAUACCACUGUGGCCUUAUACCUUCUUGGUGAUGCUCGCCAUGUGGCUAAAAUCCAAGACUUUCCUCUUUAGCUUUUACAUUCUUAGAGGAAGAGUGCACCAGACGUGGGUUGUUCCAAGAUUUGGUUUUCAGUAUUUCUUGCCUUUUGCUGCGGAAGGUAUAAAUAAACGGAUUGAAGAAGCUAUCCUCAUGGCUGACAGACUAGGAGUCAAGGUCAUUAGCCUUGCUGCAUUAAACAAGAAUGAAGGCCUGAAUGGAGGUGGAACACUCUUCGUCAAUAAGCAUCCUGACCUUAAAGUCCGAGUGGUCCAUGGAAACACCUUAACAGCUGCUGUGAUCUUAAACGACAUUCCCAGGGACGUGGAUGAGGUCUUCCUAACAGGUGCCACUUCCAAACUUGGGAGGGCCAUUGCGCUCUACCUGGCACGUAGACGAGUCAGAGUUCUGAUGCUUACCCAAUCCACUGAGAGAUUCAUAAAAAUCCAAAGUGAAGCCCCGGUGGACUGCCAGAAAUUCCUAGUUCAAGUUACCAAGUAUCAAGCAGCUAAACACUGUAAGACGUGGAUAAUUGGGAAAUGGGCUACACCUCGAGAGCAAAGCUGGGCUCCAUCAGGAACGCAUUUUCAUCAAUUUGUAGUCCCGCCUGUCAUCGAAUUCCGUAGAGACUGCACCUAUGGGAAGUUGGCAGCAAUGAAGCUCCCAAAGGACGUCGAGGGGCUUGGAUCAUGCGAGUACACAAUGGGACGAGGCGUUGUUCAUGCGUGCCAUGCAGGCGGAGUGGUUCAUGCUCUCGAAGGGUGGACACACCACGAGGUAGGAGCUAUCAAUGUAGACCAGAUCGAUAUAGUCUGGGAGGCUGCACUGAAGCAUGGGUUGAAGCCCUUGUAGAGGAUGCCAUUUCUGCUCCUCUCCUCUCACCUGAUGAAGAUAAGAUUAUUGCUCAAUGUGGAUCACCCAAGAGCUUGAAGUUGCUUGGAGUUCAUAGAUUAACACUAUUCUUGUUUGUUUUCUUGUACCCCUGCUCCCACUUACCCACAAAAAUUUUAAAAAUAAAUAAAAAAUCUUUUACAGUUCUACAUUAUGCUUUUGCAAACCUGUGUAAACUGAUAGUAUGUUUGUAUUGCUUAUGAAGAAAAGAACAUGCUAUUUCAAUGAUAUCAUUCCUCAAGGGUACAAGUAA
Messenger RNA from Ipomoea triloba (trilobed morning glory), 2532 nucleotides. Its product is annotated as very-long-chain aldehyde decarbonylase CER3-like. Gene Ontology annotation, molecular function: iron ion binding; oxidoreductase activity. The transcript has 12 exons. Lineage: Eukaryota; Viridiplantae; Streptophyta; Magnoliopsida; Solanales; Convolvulaceae. The record is from RefSeq and is a predicted model, not a curated record. The coding region runs from base 279 to 2240 and encodes 653 amino acids. Gene Ontology annotation, biological process: lipid biosynthetic process.